Amphimedon queenslandica is the source of this 2966-nucleotide messenger RNA. RefSeq names its product protein kinase C-binding protein NELL1-like. Gene Ontology annotation, molecular function: heparin binding; calcium ion binding. The record is from RefSeq and is a predicted model, not a curated record. The coding region runs from base 122 to 2752 and encodes 876 amino acids. NCBI's taxonomy places the organism in Eukaryota, Metazoa, Porifera, Demospongiae, Haplosclerida, Niphatidae. The transcript is spliced from 18 exons.
AGCUGUAUUGCCCGAAUACCUGAACAUUUCAAUAGAGCCAUCACUCCCUCGUAGCCUCCAGCAAAAUCUCUCCACCUCCUCUUGCAAUUAAAAGAAAGGGACCGUUUUUCAAUAGCUCCCAAUGGCGAACUGCUCCCUCCUCCUAAGUCUUCUCACCUUGGCUCUCCUUUAUCAUGGAGCUAGCACCUCACAAGAAGAUGCUUGCCAGUCAACAUUCGAUUUCAAUGUCUUCCAUUACUACACAUCAGUGCCUCACAGACAGAAACUACACCCAAUCCUCAUGAAGAGUGGCCCUCAACUCAGCGGCAGGGAUCCCAACGAGCCUAGCUUUGAGUUUACCGGAGGCUCUGGUCUUAUUGUCAACGACACAAAAUUAAUUAAUAAAAUGUCUUCGUUGUUGUGCUCGGCGAAUGAACUUGCUGUGUAUAGCUCGGUGUUUUUCAAAAACGAUCAAAGUGGUGGUACUUCACUUGAGUUGUAUCAUGUGAACGAGACCUUUUUGGGAUUGUCAGUCUGUCGCAUCUCCAAUGUGAUACAUGUCGCUUACCGACAUGGCAGCCGACUUCGUUUUGAGACGUUUCCUUUUAAGUUUUCAAGCGGAAAGUGGUAUAAGCUGGCAGUAUUAUUUUCUGGUAAUAUGUUAACUGUCUUUGUUAACUGCUCUCUCUUGGAGAAGAGGAUUGUACCAAUGCCCGACUAUUGUCCUAGUCCUGAUAAACUUAGCCUCAUUACUGGCUCUGGCUGUCUCACUAAAGAGCUCUCUCCUUGUACAACUGGAUUCACCGGAUCAUUGCAAAGUGUAGAGUUGAAUAUAGGGAAGUCUGCUAGUGUUAAAGGAUGUACUGGAUUGAAUAAAUCAGCUCAGUGUCCUGUGUGUGGCUCAUUCCUCACUUUAUUAAAGAACCAUUACAAAUUGCAAGAGACACUCUCCUCAGUUCAGUCCUCACUGGACAAUUGUACCAAGACUCUAAACGCCAUCAAUUGUUCUAGCUCCACCCACUCAUCAACCUCAUGCAUUAUUCAUAAGAAGAAUUACCCCGACGGAGCCUUUGUAAGAAACUCAACCGGUCACAUCUGCUACUGCAGAGAUGGUGUCGCACAUUGCAUUGCUAAUUCUUCUAUUUCAAUGGUGGCCGAAGAAAGUCAGCAAACUAGAACUUUGACCCCGCCCACUUCUGCUCCAGCAGCCACUAAAACUUGCCUAGCUACUGAUACUUUUGGCCCUACAGUUACGCUAGCUCCUGGAGAAAGUAAAUAUUUCCCGUUGCCUAGUGAAAAUAAAUGUGGUAUCAUAACAUGUAAGAGUCUCAGUAGUAAAUUCAUAUUUAACAGUGUCGAAAAGAUAGAUUGUGAUAGUAAUGUCCCAUCCUCUAAUUGCAACAAUGAUGAUGAAAGCAAGCAGAAGCUUGCUGUCUGUUGUGGUCGCUGCACAGUAUGUGAAUCAGUUGCCAGAUGUCCAAUGAAUUCUUCCUGCGUUCCAAAAGGUGUUGAUUACGAUUGCGAAUGCAAUAAAGGUUUUGAAAUGACCAACUCCAACACGUCUUGUACAGAUAUUAAUGAGUGCAGUACUAAUACUCAUAACUGUCCUUCUGAUGCUUCUUGUAUCAAUUCUGUUGGUUCUUUCACUUGUAAGUGUCCAGCUGGUUUUGAACUAUCAGAAGAAGGCAAUAACACAUUGAAAUGUAUCGAUAUUGAUGAAUGCAAUGUUGUUGGAAUGGCUAGCUGUGAUGCUAACAGUAACUGUAUGAAUACUAGAGGAAGCUAUAACUGUCAAUGCAAGGAGGGUUAUACUAAAAAUGAAAAUGGACGCUGCAUAGCUUUCUGUGAAAGGAAGUGUCUGAAUGGUGGUGAAUGCAUAGCUCCAAAUACAUGCAGGUGCGUCCCUGGUUUUAAUGGCCAACAGUGUCAGAAUGACAUCAACGAGUGCUUGGGACAACACGAGUGCACCCACAAUAACUCAAAGUGUAUCAACACUCAUGGCGGAUACUUCUGCAAUUGCAAGGAAGGAUACCAAUGGAAGGAGUCUACUAGAGAAUGCAUUGAUGUGAAUGAGUGUGCUAGCGGUAUUCAUUAUUGUCCUGAGGGUAGUAGGUGUUUAAAUACGUUUGGCGGAUACCAGUGUCCUUGCAAAGGAGGGUCACAGUGCACCGGAUACUGUAAGAAUGACAAGGAUUAUAUAGCAGAAGGAGCUUCGAUAUCACUUGGAGUUGAUCAAUGCGAUAGCUGUGUUUGCAAGGAGAAUAGUUUAAUGUGUAAAAGGAAGGAGUGUAAAUGUGAUGACAGAGAUGUCUCUAAGGUCUGCUGUCCACAUUGUUUUGAAAAAGAUGUUUGUCACAUCGAUAAAGUUGCUGUUGAUGUUGAUGACUAUCUUGUUGAUCCUCAGAACAGAUGUAUCAGAAAGAAAUGUGUUAAGGACUCUCAUGGUCGCUUGAGCAUAUCAACAACAGAUCUAUCAGCUAGUUGUACUCCAGUCAGUGGGUGUCCUGCUAAUCAUACUUACAUACCUGAAGGUGGCUGUUGCCCUGUCUGUCAAUUGCCUUCAUGUACAGCUACAAACAGACCACCUGCUGUUACUCUGAACUGUGAAACUUGCACCUGUGAUGGUAGCUCUUGGUCCUGUACUAAGACUACAGAGUGUCCUUCUCACCAGCAGUUAGGCUGUUCAAAGGAUGAAUUAAUCAAACUACCAAACCAGUGCUGCCCUGUCUGCCAUCAAGAGAUCAUUGAUAAACUCACAUGCUCUUCUACUUAAUUAUUUUUACUUUAAAUCUCUUCUCCCUUUCUCAUUUUUAUAUUUUGUUACGAACCAUUCUCAUUUCAUAUUAUUAUUAUUAUUGUGAUUGAUUGCUACUUUCAUCAUAAAUAUCUGUAUGUGUAUAUCUAAUAAUCAUUAUUAUUAAUUGUUAUUAUUAUUAUUAUGUUUUUGUAUCUUUUGUCCUUUAUCCAAAAUAAUUGUAUGUUCAAAA